AUGAUGUUGCUCGGGAGUCUAGUGCGAGCAUCCACGCUAUAUAAAUCUAAGGGUCUCACAUCUCGCUGGCGAAAUACUCUUGCCAAAGCGACACAAUUUAAGGUGCAGAUGCUUGAUGGUGAGGACGAAGGCAUCGUGGUCUUUAACAUGGACCGCCCUGAGGCGCGCAAUGCACUGGGUUCUCAGUUCAUGGCUGAGUUCCGCCAAGCUCUCGACCAAGUUCGUUACGAUCCAAAAGCUCGCGUGAUAGUUUUGCGAAGCGUCAUUCCCAAAGUCUUUUGUGCAGGGGCGGAUUUAAAGGAGCGUCUCACCAUGACGCAAUCGGAGGCGGCAGCCUGUUCGCGUGGCUAUCGUAUUGGCUUCACGGAUCUCGAACAACUUCCAAUGCCGACCAUUGCUGCCAUUGAAGGAGCUGCUCUUGGUGGCGGCUUGGAGAUGGCGCUUGCUUGCGAUCUUCGCAUUGCAGGCGCUAAGGCGAUUCUUGGAUUUCCAGAGACGUCCCUUGCGAUUCUUCCAGGAGCUGGUGGCACUCAACGCGCAUCCCGUCUGAUCGGCAUUUCUAAAGCCAAAGAGCUUAUUUUUACGAGCCGCCGCCUUGAUUCUAAGGCUGCUGAAAAAAUCGGCCUCGUCGACCAUGCCGUGCCUGAAGGCAUGGCAUACGACAGAGCGCUGGAACUAGCACGAGAGAUUCUUCCUAACGGACCGAUUGGCAUUCGCAUGGCAAAGGAAGCCAUAAUGAGAGGCUCUGAGGUAGAUAUAUCAUCCGGCAUGGCAUUCGAGAAUGCCUGCUAUGCUCAGGUAAUUCCGACAAAAGACCGCAUCGAAGGUUUGAAGGCAUUUAAAGAGAAGCGCAAGCCACAGUAUACUGGUGAGUAA
Plasmopara halstedii is the source of this 876-nucleotide messenger RNA. Its product is annotated as enoyl-hydratase isomerase domain-containing protein. The transcript has 3 exons. Lineage: Eukaryota; Oomycota; Peronosporomycetes; Peronosporales; Peronosporaceae. Gene Ontology annotation, molecular function: enoyl-CoA hydratase activity. The coding region runs from base 1 to 876 and encodes 291 amino acids. Gene Ontology annotation, biological process: fatty acid beta-oxidation. The record is from RefSeq and is a predicted model, not a curated record. Gene Ontology annotation, cellular component: mitochondrion.